Molecule: messenger RNA, 1445 nt
Organism: Leptosomus discolor (cuckoo roller)
Lineage: Eukaryota; Metazoa; Chordata; Aves; Leptosomiformes; Leptosomidae
Source: RefSeq, a predicted model, not a curated record
CCAUUGCGAUCACCGAGCAGCCGGUUUCUGUCUCGGUCCCCGUGGGAUACUCCUUCACGCUGCGGUGCAGAGCCGAAGGACGCACGUCGCUGCAGUACCAGUGGUUUUGUCAGCACCAGUCUGUCUGCCACCAGAUUCCUGGUGCCAUCAAGCAAGACUUGCCUGUCACUGCACAGCAGACCCAACUCUACACCUGCAGAAUCAAUGACCUCUACAGAAAUGUUGUCUUCUCUGACUGGGUGAAGGUGGAGGUCCAUCAGUGUGUCGCCAGAGGGCUGCCCCCUCAGCUCUGGCGAGGAGAACCAGUCAUUGUCCUCAGCCCUACCGAGCAGAGGGUGGAGGUGGGGAAGCCGCUACAGCUGCAGUGUGCUGCCAUGGGCAUCCCAGCCCCCAGCUACCAGUGGUACCGGAAUGGGAACCUGCUGGAACACCAGAAGAAAAAAAAGCUCUCGAUCACCCAUGCAAAGAUCAGUGACUCUGGCACAUACCUCUGCUGUGCCUCCAAUAGCCAAGGAGAGCACUGGACCAACGCUGUGGAUGUUCACAUAGGUAUGUGUCGCUCUGAAAAGUUUUUUGCUACAGGCAAGAUAGCGCUUUUAGUGGGCAACAACCACUACCAGCAUCAUCCUAACCUCAUGGCUCCUGUCACGGAUGUGUUUGAGCUGAGUCUUCUUCUGGAGCAGCUGGGCUUUCAGGUUGUCUCCCUUCUGGAUCUGAACAAGGCUGAGAUGGUGACAGCUGUCAGCCGGUUCCUGCAGCUCCUGGGGAAGGGAGUCUACGCUAUAUUCUACUAUGCUGGGCAUGGGUACGAACAUUCAGGGAGGAACUACAUGGUCCCUGUUGACGCUCCACAACCCUACGCCCCUGAGAACUGCAUCAGCGUGCAGAGGAUCCUCCAGAAGAUGCAGCAGCAGCAGACGGCCCUGAACCUCAUCCUGCUGGACACCUGCAGGAAAUGGUACAACCCAGAGUGUGCCCUCUCCCAGGUACAGCCGCUGGAGCCCUGGGGCAAUACUGUUUAUGGCUAUGCCACGAGUGAAGAUGCAGAAGCCUAUGAGUUGCAGGAUGGGGAGUUCAGCUCUGGGAUCUUCAUGAAAUAUCUGAAGAAACAUAUACUGCAAGAGAAGAAGGUUACACACAUGCUGGAGGAUGUGUUGGAAGACAUCGGGCGGGAUCCCUUGGUCACUGGGAAGCAGGUGAUGGAGAUCAAACACACUCUGAAGGAAGCCCGGUCCCUGACGGACCCGAUCUGUCCAUUGGGAGCAGCUGCCGAGCACUGGGGAUGCAGCCAUGAGCCGCCGAGCAAAACGGUGACCUUCCCCUGCGGAGCACAGGUGGAGCUCUGCUUCCACCGGCUCUUCUCCAACGUGAUGUACGUGUGUGCCAAGCUGCAGCCUCCCCCGGCCCACGUGGCUGACGCCCGCCUCCUGCUCUGCCGGCCCACC